GUGUAACACACUAUGAUGUAGUAGUAUUCCUUUUUGGACAGUGUUUAUAUGACGUGAUAGUCUACUUGUUUUAGUUUCAGCCAAAGAAACGCACGUGUGUACAAGUAAAAGAAAUAGAAUGUCACGGAAGAUAAUUGUGGAAUAACAAAAAAAUUGUAUAAAUAAAACACGGUUGCCAGUUCCGAUACAAGUCCAUUCGGUGAAAACUACAAUGAGAGUUGUUUUACUUCUUAUCUGUUGCAUCACCGCUAUAAUAGCUGUUCAGAAAAUGCCUUUGGAAAUAAGACAAGCAUGGCUCAAAGCAGCGGAACCUGACUUCAGUGUUUGCGUUGCGUCGUCAGGAGUCGAUUCGAUAGUGGCUUACAAUGCUAUUGCUAAGAAUGAAAUUCCCAACGAUAGUGCGCUAAAGUGUUUCCUCAAUUGUAUACAGCAGAGGGCCAAUCUAAUGAAUUCCGUUGGCGAACUUCUCGAGGACGAGUUUGUGAGGGUACUCAAAGGAGUAACGCCGGCUAUUGCAAAGAAGUGUGUAGCGCAGACGCAAAACGAAACGGAUAUCUGCAAGAAGAGUUUCGAGAUGUUUUUGUGUAUGGUUUACGCGUUAGGUAAACCGUACCCACCUCUGACGCAUUGA
Photinus pyralis (common eastern firefly) is the source of this 631-nucleotide messenger RNA. RefSeq names its product general odorant-binding protein 57c-like. Gene Ontology annotation, molecular function: odorant binding. Gene Ontology annotation, biological process: sensory perception of smell. The transcript is spliced from 3 exons. Lineage: Eukaryota; Metazoa; Arthropoda; Insecta; Coleoptera; Lampyridae. The record is from RefSeq and is a predicted model, not a curated record. Bases 212 to 631 code for a protein of 139 amino acids.